Messenger RNA from Lotus japonicus, 801 nucleotides. RefSeq lists its product as uncharacterized. The transcript is spliced from 9 exons. Lineage: Eukaryota; Viridiplantae; Streptophyta; Magnoliopsida; Fabales; Fabaceae. The record is from RefSeq and is a predicted model, not a curated record. Bases 1 to 801 code for a protein of 266 amino acids.
AUGGCAAUUGACGACCUCGCCACCCUCGAUGCCUCGAAGGAGAACUGGACUAUUGUUGCAAAGGGUUGUAAGAUUCACGCUUCGGUUAGAAAGAUUCUUAUAUACCGAUUUCAGAAUGAGAAGGAUGGGGAAAAGCAGAAGAGAAUUACUAUCCAACUUGAACAAGAUGGGGUUCGGGUUGAAUGCGCCUUUUUUGGCAAGUAUGUUGCUGAAGUCGUAGGUUAUCUUGCAUCGGGAGAUGCAACAAAUGUUGUUGUGAUUGUGCAAUGUGCAAAGAUCAAGCCCUUUAAAGGUAAGACAAGUCUCCAAAAUGUUUAUGGGGCUACAAGGGUUCUUUUUAAUCCUCUCAUCCAAGAAGUUGCCCCUCUCCGAGCUCGAUUCUUAGAAUCAAAUGAUACUGCAGCACAUGUGAUUAGCCCGCUGCAGGAUUCGGCAAAAAAAUCUACCCCUGAAGAUGAUUUCCUAAAACAUAGUGAUGGAAAACCAUUGGGAAACUCAAAGAUGUUGCUGAGGGUAUGGAUUGGUGUUACCCUGCGUGAAAAUGUAGCAAGAAGGUAUAUCUUUCUGACAGAAUGUAUUUCUGUGAGCCAUGAGGCUACUACACUUCUAGGCAAAUCUUGUGCAGAUUUGCUUGAAACUACUGGUUCUGAUCCUUUAACAAUUUCCAUGGAAAUUUUGAAUUUGAUUGACAGAACCUUUUUAUUCAAGAUUGAAGUCGCAAAUAGUUUCCAUUCUAAGUUUGAGAAAUCAUACCAUGUCAAAAAACUUUGUGUUGAUAAAAAAAUUAUUAAUCAAUUAUGA